AUGGAAGGAUACGCGAAAGUUGCACGCUUGAUGGCCAAGUAUGAGGAAUUUGCCAUCCUGAAACGAUUCAAAGCCCUCAACUACCAGAACCUGCUCUACCGUCAAGCUGAAAUCACUUAUCUUCAAGAGGACCUGGAGAAGCUUGCUGAGAGAAACGCCACUGAUUCAGCUCGGCAGUAUUAUACUAAGGACUGGUGGGCUUUGGCUCACACCGAAACGAAGCAGGAGGGAGGUGAACAGUGGCGCAAGGUGCAGCAGAUCAGGGAAAAGCUUGACGAUUACAAUGACCAGCUCUUCAAGCUGGCUACCCUUGCCAAACUCGACGGGCCCGCUUCACCUGACCUGAGGUUCCUCAGAGAUUGGUUUGAAAGACGAGACAUGGGCUUCUUCCCCAUCUGGGGUCUGGAUAAGAAGUCCUGGGAGGACGAGGAAGAUUUGAUCGCCAUAAAGCCCCGUUUGCUCCAAGAUCCGGUCACGCGUUUCUUCGAAGCCCUUAUUUCUUUAUUUCACCGAUUCUUGGGGGAAAAGCUGAAGGACCCUGAGAGCCCCGAAUUGGGUGACUCGAUUUAUCACUACAAGAAGUCGCUUCUCUUCGGCGCGGCUGAUAUCUUCACAACAGUGAUCGCAUCACUACUCCCAAUGUUAUCGAUCAUCGUUCUGUUCUUCAUGUCAUCCAAUGCGCUAAAACUUGUAGUCAUUACGGUAUUCUCGGCAUGUUUCUCCCUUGCACUCGCUCUGACAACGAAUGCGCGACGAAUCGAGAUUUUCGCGGCUACAGCGGCUGGGGCCGUCUUUGAGGAGCACCAGCAUGUCUCCGCGCCAGUUCAACUCCCCACAACUGCUUUGCCAUUUGCCGAGCGCAAACAUCACCAGACUUUCUGA
This is a messenger RNA of Diaporthe amygdali, 882 nucleotides long. RefSeq lists its product as uncharacterized. The coding region runs from base 1 to 882 and encodes 293 amino acids. The transcript has 4 exons. The record is from RefSeq and is a predicted model, not a curated record. NCBI's taxonomy places the organism in Eukaryota, Fungi, Ascomycota, Sordariomycetes, Diaporthales, Diaporthaceae.